This is a messenger RNA of Ruditapes philippinarum (Manila clam), 1199 nucleotides long. RefSeq lists its product as uncharacterized. The coding region runs from base 201 to 620 and encodes 139 amino acids. Lineage: Eukaryota; Metazoa; Mollusca; Bivalvia; Venerida; Veneridae. The record is from RefSeq and is a predicted model, not a curated record. The transcript has 3 exons.
AUCAGAAACAACAGAGCAAGGUCAACAGUCUGACGUCAAAAACAGCGUCUCUAGAAUCACAGGUGCGAAACCACACUAAUGAAAUAAACGGUCUCCAAACCAGAUUGCUGAUCGAGCAGUCUAAAGUGAGUAAGGUGGACAAAGAUAUCACAGUCGUGCACGAUGCUCUUGCACAGUUUAGGAAAACAACCCUGCCCAAAAUGAACCAAAUAGACAGUGAUGUCCAGAAACUGACAACAAACUUGACCACCAUCGAUGCAAGUGUCAAGAGAGUAGCAAAGACGGCCUUUAAUUUGGUGAUGCAAGUAGGACAAGAUAGUGCUAAACUUACAAGCUUAGACACACAGUCAAACCAGCUGAAGACAGACGUUAAGAAAAUAGAGACUGAUCUAACAUCACAGAAGAACGAAAUAAGGAACAUCCAGAGCGGAAUGACUUCAUUGAAAAAUGCCAUACCUCUAGCUGAGCUAACACAGAUGAACAAUAGCGUUCUUGACGUAUUAAAUGCAGUGUCUACUGGAAAAACACCAACCAAAAAGCAGCUUCAAGACCUUACACAGGCUAUAACUGCUAUCAAAAAUAAACUUGGAUCAAUCAGCACUGGUCCCUCGUCCGGAUAAGUGUCGACUGAUGAAUAUUGUAUAAGAAGUGGUAUACCUAGCUUUAAAAGGAGACAAUUUGUUUAAUUUAUUACUACAUAUAUUGUUGUCAAAAUUAUUACACAGAGUUAGACAAGGGAUUUUUUUUUCGUUGUCUCAAAAACUGGUUUAUCACCGCAAUUUGAAUUCUUUGGGCAUUUAAAGAAUAAUGUAAGAAUAAUUCCGAUUGUGACCAAGGGGAUAAGGAUUUAUUUCAAUAUAAUUUGAAACUUUGACAGAUAACUCUUCAUUUUGAUGUAUAAAAAUACUACUGCUGAAUGGCUGAUGUGACCCUAUUUAUUGAACAAUAAGCUAAAACUUGAUACUUAACAUUCUCUUGAAAAUAUUUCAGCAGAAAUACUUUAACGGUUAUCUGUAUUCGAUUUUUUCAUGAUUGAAUGCAAUUUAGAUUUUUGCAACCUUCGUUGGGAGAAGAUUACAGUAUAUAAUUUGUCGAUGAGUCUUUAAACCAAUUAUGCCUGUAUCAUUUUGAUAAACAGUUUUUUCUCAUGUUUCAUUAAAAAAGAAGCCAUAUAAAUGGUAUUGUUUCUUCGUUUGAUU